This is a messenger RNA of Durusdinium trenchii, 1305 nucleotides long. Lineage: Eukaryota; Dinophyceae; Suessiales; Symbiodiniaceae. The record is from the annotation of a GenBank genome assembly.
AUGAGAUGGCUACUGGCUGUCGCACUGGCAUCUUGCACAAGGAGCGCGGAGUCGCGUGUGGGCGACUCUGAGCAUCGGCGGAGCGACUGCGCACAGCAUGUCUUCGAAGCCCCGCCGAAGCCCUCCAAGGACCCCAUGCAGCACAACGGCCAGGCACUGCGGGACACCUGCUUUGGGCAGAGUGCGUCCCAGCACGUCAUGGUCAUCGGUGAUUGGGGCGGCGUCCAAUACACGGAGGAGAUGCCCAUCCUGCCGGCGGACCACCGCUCCCACCUCUUCCCAAAACGGGUGCGCAGCUUCGUCAGCGGUGUUGAUGACUAUGCGCAGCAUCGGGUGGCGGCGCAGAUGCUGAACUUGUCGUUCUACGAUGCGCCAGACUACGUGAUCAACGUAGGAGACAACUUCUAUUGGGGAGGCGUGAACUCCUCCUGCAACAACAACUCCUUCGAGGAGGGUUUCAGGUGGAAUCAGUGGGGUCCUAUCUUCGAGAGAAUGUACGAAGGUGGAGGAUUGGAUGGAAAGCAGUGGUUGGGGAUUCUAGGCAAUCACGAUUAUGGAGGCUUUAAGUUCACGUCUGGGUGGCAUGAGAGCAUUUUCUACACCUGGGCGGUUGGACACGAGAGCACAGGACGGUGGAUGACACCUGCACAAUAUUGGCAGGUGAAAGUUCAUUACGUCAACUUCUCCAUCGACUAUUACUUUGUCGACACCAAUGUGAACAAUGCCUGGAAGCUGAAUGCCUCCGACCCCAAAGACGGGCAUAACAUCUGCAGCGAGAAGCACAACGAGAAGACGGCGGAGUGCUCUGUGACAGGACCCGUGAGUCGGGAAGCCUGCCAUAGCUGGUUUGAAAGCCUUUGGGAAGUGCAGAAGAGGUGGCUUGAUCAGCGUCUCUCCCUCUCCAAGGCUGACUGGCAGAUUGUGGUCUCCCAUUUUCCUCCUGAGUACAAUGCUGACUUUUGGACAGAGAUGGGCCACAGGUAUGGCAUUGACUUGAUCAUCUCUGGUCACAGACAUUAUCAGGAGGUGAUUGAAGUUGGAAAAAGCACCAAGACGGCGCCGCCCUUCUCCUUCACCACCAUCAUCUCUGGCGGUGGCGGUGGGAUCACGGCCGACCGCGUGCCACAGCUGGCAGGGGACGAUGAUGCCUAUGGCUUCAUGGACCUCUUCUUGAACAAGUCCAAGAUUCACAUUCGAGCCUUCUCCCACACCGGGCGACUGCGGCGCUCUGUAGCCAUCACGCCGGUUGCACCGCAGGCCACCAAGGAGUUCCUCUCCAUGUAUGCACGACAGGAAGCCGCUUGA